AUGGAAGACACUGUCGCACCAAAUGAAUCGGACUUAGAGGAUUUCUUUGAAGUUAGCGCAGAUAUCAAGCCCCAGACAAGCAUGGCACUUCUCUAUGAGAUGAACAGCGAAGGAGUGGCUCAAUAUGAUGAAUUACUACUUGAAAGGAUAACGGCACAAAUUGGAGAGCAUAAGAACGGCUAUGUCGCUGACACAAAAGGGAUCCUGGUUUGGCCUAAAGUCUUCUUUCGAAGGGAUAAAUUUGGAGAAGAGAUUGCCAUUCUCCUUGUCGACACUCAAGGAACUUUUGACAACGAGUCCGACAUUGAUCAGUCAAUCAACUACUUUGCUGUUUCUUUACUUUUGUCAUCAAUCCAAGUAUUCAACACCAAAAGUAAUCUCGAUCUACAAGAUUUCGAUGCUUUGAAUCAAUUCAUUGCUUACAGUGACCUCAGCGGGGAUAGUGUUGGCCAACACAUUUUCUUUCUCAUUCGUGACGCGCCAAUUGGAAAGGGAUUGACACCGCGUUUUCUCACAAGGAUUACGGAAGGGUCAAGACGAGCCUUGAAGACACACGAGCUGAUCGAUGGGGUAAUGAGAGCCUUCCUAAAGACCGAGUGCUAUUUGGUGCCACGUCCCGAUAAAAAACUGGUCGAUGCUGAUAUGGAGAUCAAGGCAGCUGAUGUCGGCAAAGACUGCCUUGAUUGCUUGGCAGAUGCUGCCAACUACCUCAUCCAAAAUCUCGAACCAAAAACUGUUCAAGGUGUAACUCUAACUGGAUCAACUUUGAAAUCAUAUGCAAAGGCGAUGAAAACAAUGGCUUUUGAUGCAGCGAAGAAAGGCGGCAAAGCGGCUUUCAAAGAUGGAUGGAAUAGAUUCAACCAGAUCCACCACUUUCAACCGAUUGCACCGAGAGAGUUUGCGGCUGAGUCAAAGAGUAUACUUGAACAAGCGAAGAACGCCUAUUUGAGUGUGGUGCGAUACGGAAGUGAAGAAAGCCGACAAGAGCAUUUCAACAAUUUCCUUUCCGAAUUGAUGGAAAAAUGUGAGGACAAGAAAACGUUCAAUGAUGAAAAGUAUCGAGAUCAGAAAAUCGCAUCAGCUUACGAGGCGGCCAUUCAACUUUAUGAGAAAGAAAGUCAACCAACUUUCAUGAAAAUCCUUGAACAGCGAUCCUUCGACAACAUUCAAAAGCAACACCAAGCUGCUUACAAGAAAGCGUUGAGCUUGUUUGACAAGGAAACGAACGAAUUCUUGAUGGACACAGACUUGGCUAUCAAAAAGCGAAUGAAAUUAGUCGAGUUGAUUGAGAAUCGAUCAUUUGAUAUUUUGCGAGAAAACUCGAUGCAAAGCAUUCGUGAAAAGGGUAGAGAGCUCUGUGAUCUCGUUGUGAACAAGUACCGGGAUUUCUUGAUGAUGAAACAAUCGGAGAUCACAAAACCGGAGGAAAUCGAGAAGUCUAUCGAAGAGGCGAGAAAUCAAUUGACUGACAACAUUUUGGAAGAGAAAAACAACUUGCUCACCCAAAUUCAACAGGAGUUUCCACAAUUGGCGUUUGAGGAAGUGGAUCAAUAUUUGGAGACAAUAAACGAUAAGGCAUUGGAUUUCAUGAUCAAGAGAGUCGACCAAGAGUUCAAGAUGAUCGCUGGCGCUCUCCUGAAAACCCAAGAGAUCGAAAAACAAAUGCAUGCCAAAGAACAAGAACAACAAUUGAAUGAAGCACUCAUUCGACAAGAAAUUGGAAUUUUGAGAGCAAGUGCUGACCAGUUGCGAGAAAAGGACAAAGUGAAUGAAGAACGACAAUUGGAAGCAGCUCGGAAAGAAGCGCAAGCCAUUGAAAAAGAGAAACAACAACAGAAAGAUGCCGAGAAGACACGACGACUGAUUCUGGGGUUGCAACAAUCGCUGGGUAUGGUU
Mesorhabditis belari is the source of this 1896-nucleotide messenger RNA. The record is from the annotation of a GenBank genome assembly. NCBI's taxonomy places the organism in Eukaryota, Metazoa, Nematoda, Chromadorea, Rhabditida, Rhabditidae.